Schistosoma haematobium is the source of this 4132-nucleotide messenger RNA. RefSeq names its product Vacuolar protein sorting-associated protein 52, variant 2. Gene Ontology annotation, cellular component: GARP complex. The coding region runs from base 327 to 2726 and encodes 799 amino acids. Gene Ontology annotation, biological process: retrograde transport, endosome to Golgi; endocytic recycling; lysosomal transport. Gene Ontology annotation, molecular function: syntaxin binding. The transcript is spliced from 17 exons. Lineage: Eukaryota; Metazoa; Platyhelminthes; Trematoda; Strigeidida; Schistosomatidae. The record is from RefSeq and is a predicted model, not a curated record.
GGCAAUCAAAGGUUGCGCUACUUACAUAUGUUAAGGGUUGUGUCGACGCAGUUGGUUACUAGUUUCUAAAAAGGGUGACACUGGAGUUUAUCAUCAGAGCAUCCAAAACUUUUUGUAUCAGUAAGGUCAACGUCUGUUUUCCGAGAACAACUGAUAAAUUUACCGACAGUAAUGUUUAAAACAUAACUUGACGUGAAUUCGUAGGGAAAAUAGACCUUUUGGUGUUAUUAGUUCAGGAAGGUGAAUUGGCGACAUUCAUAAUGCUGUUUAAUUACAAACGCGUUAAUUUUUACAUCAUCUGUUAAAUAUUGGUGGUGGUAUAGAAAAUGAAUGUCGAUGAGUCACUGAAAACGGAAAUAGAAGAAAUAGCUCUAAAAUCGGGAAUUGAUGUACGUGAUUAUGCUGCUCAAGUUGAAUCAGAGUUAACGAAAAUAGAAGAAUCACUUAUAAAGACAUAUAUAACGGUCAGUCCUGAAGUAGCUAGUUUGCAUAACCAAAUUAUCUCAUGUGAUGCUAUCCUAGAGCGGAUAGAAAACAUACUGACUAAUUUUCAUGAAGAUUUGGGUGCCAUUAGCACAGAAAUCCAGGAUUUGCAAAGCAAAUCUCUACAAAUGAACACUCGGUUGCAAAACAGACAGGUUGUUCGGAGUAAUUUAAGCCAGUUUCUUUCAGAUAUGGCCAUUCCUGAAGAGCUUAUACGACAUAUCAUGUACACUCCUGUUACUGAACAAGAGUUCCUUGAAAACCUUCAUGAAUUAAAUCAUAAAAUGAAUUUCUCGUCAGAGCAAUCUAUGGCGGAUUACAAAUCAUUUAACGAUGUUAGUGUACUUCUAAAAAAGUUGAGAAUUAAGGCUGUUACAAAAAUCCGGGAAUUUCUGUUGGGUAAAAUAUACUCCUUACGUAAGCCACUUACAAAUUAUCAAGUUCCUCAAAACCAAAUGCUGAAAUUUCGAUUUUACAAUUCGUUCCUCUUAGCUCAUGAUCGAGAGAUAGCUAAAGAAGUUAGGGUGGAGUAUAUCAAUACGAUGAGUAAAGUUUACUACGCCUAUUUUAAGGCUUAUGGUGGUAAAUUAACCAAAUUACAACUUGAUACAACUUAUGAAAAAGAUGAUUUAUUAGGGAAAAAUCCAGAUAAAUACAAUUCUGCAUCAUCUACAUCCAGUCUGAUGUUCAAUUCAAUUACUAAUGUUACUAAUAAUCCAACCGUAUCAGUGUCUUCUAAUUCUGGAACACGUGUUGGACUUUUUGGAUUAAGUGAUCGUGCACUUCGUGUACUUAGUAAAUCGAAUCUAGAAAGUGCUAUUAUUUUACCACAUGUGGCCAGCAACGUGGAUGCUAAAUACCCUAUUGAAGUUUUAUUUCGUUCCAUUCACUACGCGCUUCUGGAUACUGCAUGUCGAGAAUAUUAUUUUCUGUCAGAUUUCUUCCUUCUUAGCACGGAAACUGAGUCUGUUGAUUCACCACCAUCUUGUGAUCAAAGUACACCCAAUCAAGGUCGAACUCAAAGUGGCGUAGCCUUAGCUCAUUUAUUCGAGCAAGUUAUGAGUCGUAGUUUAAGUUGGAUACAUAAAUUUACUGGGACUUUCAUGAUUUCUUCUUGUUCUCAUGAUGCAAUCGGUUUAUUAAUUUGUCUCCAGCUUUUACAUGCUUUGCUUCGUCUGGCUAAAGAGAGAGGGGUACCUGUGUUGGAUGAUUUUUGGGGUAAAAUGACUGAGACUUUGUGGGUACGUGUUACUGAUAGACUGGAUGUACAUAUAGCAUCCAUGCUGCAGUAUUUGGAUGUCAGCAGUUUUAGUACAGAUGCUCGUGAUAUUAUGAAGUCCAAUUUAUCCACCCUAAAUGUCAAUAUACCUACAAAUGCUACCGGAAAUACCACUGUCAGUUUACACCCUAAAAUGUAUGCUCUUAUUCGUCCUCAUUGGAUAGCCAGACGUUAUGCUGAAUUAGCUGCUAGCCUACAUUCAAUCGGACAUCAAUUCCCUGGUACUCCACUUUUUGAUGACAGUAUGAGUAAAUCUAAGAGUUCAGAGAGUUCAAAUUUACAGUACUCUUUACACAAUGAACCAACAUUUCAACAAAAUCUUGCAAAUUUGAAGCCUGCUUUAGACCCUCGUAUCCUCAGUCGUUUGGCUCAAUUGCAAAAUCAAUUUGAACAUGUACUGAAUUCUCUAGCCAAAACAUUUUCACGUCCAAAAUUAGCACACAUAUUUCUAAUCAACAAUUAUGAUUUGGUUAUAAGUGUACUAACUGAACAUGGAGCUGCUGAUUCUUCCGAGGUUACUCGAUGUCGUGAAGCUGUAGCGAAGCAUAUGACAUCAUAUAUCGAUGAAGCCUUGUCACCUUAUUUUGGUUGUCUGAUAUCUUUUGUUCGCGACGUCGAAGCCAGAUCAACUAGUGAAUGUCAUCAUCUGUCGAAAAAUCAAGACGAAGUGACCCAAAAUAUUCGUAGUGAGGAAGCUCGGGUAACACGAAUAGUGAAGGGCUUCAAUAUUGAUUGGAAGAAUUCGAUUGAAAAAAUACAUGAUGAAAUCAUGAUGGAGUUUGCCAAUUUUACUUUGGGGACACAAAUAUUUCAGGGUUUACUUGCUCAACUUAUUCAACAUUACCAUCGUUUUCAAAAAGUGAUGACACAAAGUCCCUACAAAAAUAUGCCUAUACGUAAUCAGUUGGUAAAUAUACAUCAGAUUACAAAUGAAAUGAAAAAGUGUAAAACAAACUUUUCUUAAAGUUAAUUGGAUACAUCUUGCAUAACAUUGUCGUCAUCAUCAUCGUCGUUUUGGUAAACAUUUCAAAUCAUUCCAUUUUGUCGUUUUGGUUCUUUUUUGUUGAAUUGUAAUUUAGUUAUUUCGUUCUUUAUCUAUGUAUAAAGUGUUUUUCUUGCUACUACAAUGUGCUUUGAUGAUUUAGUUGUUGUUGAUGUUUAUGACUGAUGAAUCUUUAUUUUCCAACCCCUAUUCUCAAAGUAUGUAUCUAUAUGUUCUAUCCUUUUUCAGCUUUAUUUACGAUGUGUUUUAUCAUCAGUAUUUUUAUUUUGGAAUAAUAGUUUUUAAUUUUUUGUUUUGUUAUUUAUCUUUGCUCUAUAUUUCCACUUAUCUUGCUUUGCCCUACUAUUUGUGUUUUUUUAACUGUGGUUGUGCUAGUGUAAUACUUUUUGUUGAAAAAAAAACCCAAUGAUUCAGCUGUUUGGUGUAUUUCAUAUUGUGUACCAAAUUAAUGACUAUUACAUGGGACUACCAUAAAUAUAUAGCUUAGGAGUAAAUGGUGUAUAUAGGUUUCGGACCAACAAAUUGUGUUGUAACAUGAGGUUUCACAAAAUUUCUUAAGUCGUACAAAACAUUUCAAGAAGUCCAACACUGUCCGAUGUUGUUAUGUUAGUUAAUUACACUAUCUUUUAUGGAAAUGUUUUAUGACAGGCGCUUUGGUCUCCACAUUACUUUACAUUUUUUCUGUCCAAUUCAACGAAAAUUUUUUUAGAUCAAAACUACACGAUCCACACGUGAGACUCGGACCAAGGACCUUCGGUCUCGCGUACAAACGCUUAACCUCUAGACUACUGGCUCGUUAUCCAAUAGUGUUGAUAUCUAGCUCCAAUCGAUCCAUGGUCCUGUGGAACCCUUCAUCCAUUGCCGUCUAGUGCUUCCAGCUUUUCAAUAGUGGUCUACUUUCGAUCAGCUCGUAAUUUCAAUUGCGAAAAUACUACAACCUCCACAAAUUCUCAUACUGAUAUUUAAGAUUAACUAAUAAUAAAAUGAGAGCGUCAAGAACUUCACUGGCCUGUUAGAGUGACAAUGUCUCAACAAGUGUUAUGUUCUGUAUACUCCUUACUAGAAUGAUUCAGUGUUAUGACUGAUAACGCAUAGUAUUUUACUGUAUUGGUGAAAGUAAAUUGCUUUGCAUGAGAACAGAUAGAAUCGACAGUUUUUGUCAAAGUUGAUUAUCAUACACAUGUCAUAAAUCGAGUCUCAAGAACCAAGAGAAACUGAAAGAUGAGUUUCUCUCAAGGCAAAGCUAUAAAUCUUCCCGUAAUUUACGUAGUAGCCUUAGUAUUGUACUAAACACUUUAACUUUCUAAAUAAAUGGUACGAAAUGAACACCAUUUCCAACACAGUUAAUAUCAGAAUCAGAAAAGUAC